This is a messenger RNA of Melospiza melodia melodia, 4840 nucleotides long. It is a transcript of the gene CSNK1D, whose product is annotated as casein kinase 1 delta. Lineage: Eukaryota; Metazoa; Chordata; Aves; Passeriformes; Passerellidae. Gene Ontology annotation, biological process: regulation of circadian rhythm; endocytosis; spindle assembly. Gene Ontology annotation, molecular function: protein serine/threonine kinase activity; ATP binding. The record is from RefSeq and is a predicted model, not a curated record. The coding region runs from base 229 to 1476 and encodes 415 amino acids. Gene Ontology annotation, cellular component: cytoplasm; spindle microtubule; nucleus. The transcript is spliced from 9 exons.
CAGUAUGGUGGCUGGGGGCCGGAGGAGCUGAGGCGCCGGUCGUGUCGGGAAUCCGUGUCCAUCUUGCACGGGAGGUGCGGCGACGGGCUUGAUUCUCUCGCUAGUGUCGAGCGGCGAGACCAAAGCCGCGAUGGCAUCCGAAACCGUAGGACUGUGAGGCAUCAGAACGAGAGCCAGCAGACCGGGCAGAGCAACAGAACCGGGUCGCGGACGAGCCGAGCUGCCGCCAUGGAGCUGAGGGUUGGGAACCGGUACCGGCUGGGCCGGAAGAUCGGGAGUGGCUCCUUCGGGGAUAUCUACCUGGGAACUGAUAUUGCUGCCGGAGAGGAGGUUGCAAUAAAGUUGGAAUGUGUGAAAACCAAACAUCCUCAGCUCCACAUCGAGAGUAAAAUCUACAAAAUGAUGCAGGGUGGAGUGGGUAUUCCCACAAUUAAGUGGUGUGGAGCUGAAGGGGACUACAAUGUUAUGGUGAUGGAGUUGUUGGGACCGAGUCUUGAAGAUCUCUUCAAUUUUUGUUCAAGGAAAUUUAGUCUCAAGACAGUCCUAUUACUUGCUGACCAAAUGAUUAGUCGAAUUGAAUAUAUUCACUCUAAGAACUUCAUCCACCGAGAUGUGAAGCCAGAUAACUUCUUAAUGGGCCUGGGGAAGAAAGGCAAUCUUGUCUACAUAAUAGACUUUGGACUAGCAAAGAAGUAUCGGGAUGCUCGAACUCAUCAACAUAUUCCAUAUCGUGAAAAUAAAAACUUAACGGGAACUGCCCGUUAUGCAUCCAUCAACACUCAUCUUGGAAUUGAGCAAUCUCGCAGAGAUGACUUGGAGUCCUUGGGCUAUGUACUGAUGUAUUUUAACCUGGGCUCCCUCCCCUGGCAGGGACUGAAAGCAGCAACAAAGAGGCAGAAAUACGAACGUAUCAGUGAAAAGAAAAUGUCUACACCCAUUGAGGUUUUGUGUAAAGGAUAUCCUUCCGAAUUUGCCACAUACUUGAAUUUCUGCCGUUCUUUGCGUUUUGAUGACAAGCCGGACUAUUCCUAUUUAAGGCAAUUAUUCAGAAACCUUUUUCAUCGGCAAGGAUUCUCCUAUGACUAUGUAUUUGACUGGAACAUGCUGAAGUUUGGUGCAAGCAGAGCAGCUGAAGAUGCUGAACGUGAAAGACGGGAACGAGAGGAAAGAUUAAGACAUACACGAAAUCCAGCUGUACGUGGAUUACCCUCUACUGCUUCUGGCAGGAUAAGAGGAACACAAGAUGUAGCUCCUCCUACUCCCCUUACCCCAACUUCACAUGCUGCCAACACCUCUCCUCGGCCAGUAUCCGGUAUGGAACGGGAAAGGAAAGUGAGUAUGAGAUUGCAUCGUGGUGCCCCAGUCAAUAUCUCCUCGUCUGAUUUAACAGGCCGACAAGAUACCUCUCGCAUGUCAACUUCGCAGAUUCCUGCUCGGGUUACUACCAGUGUUCUCCAGUCUGCUGUGCACCGGUGAAAAUUAUUUUGCCAUGGAGGGCAGAUAAUGCAUGGCUGAUCUCCCAUGUUAUCAAUGGCUUUACUAGCAAAUAUACCCUAAACUAGAGCGGAAAUUGGAGUUCUCCAUGUGACCUAAAAAGCUCUUGGAGGAACAUGCAGAGACUCCAGCAGCUGCCAUUACAGGACGCUUUUGCCAGAAACCCAAUGACCUUAAGAGAACCCUGUGGUAACAGGGCUGGAAAAGAAAGAUGGUUUACAGAGUUCACCGCCUGUUACUGGAUGGCCAUUUCAGUUUUCCCUCCACAGGCGGCAGACUUUACUCCCUUUUUAUUAUUCUACUGUAACUAUAAAUCUUUUACUUGGUUUAAGAAAGUUUUUUGUAUCAUUUUGCUAAAAUUAUUGGCUUACUUCUCUGUAAAGAACUCUUGCUUUUGUCUGAUUUAAAAAUGUAGAGUAUAAACAAACCUGAACUAAAGAUAAUGACUUGAAAUUUCUUGUUUAAAAGAUUAGUCUGCCAGGGAACAUGUAAAUGAAUCAAAACCAUCUGCUGUUAUUUAAAUUGUUUACUUUCACGUAUUGUCCCAUUCUGAGUUGGUUUUUUCAUGAAGAUUUUAAAACUGUUAGAAGUUUAUUUUACUGUUUGCUGUCUUCAUUCACACUGGACAUUUAACUUUCUGUGUAGCACAAAUGAAUUUUUUAAUACUCAUUGUGUUUCAUAGAAGAGGAUAACUAAAUACCCUGCAGGAGAGUCUUAAGUAUAGUAGAGAUUGUAAUGAUGAAUUUCUUUUUUGUAAAGAACAUUAAGAACAAAGUAAAAGACUGGCACUUGAGGGAUUUAGAAUUAGAAAGCUUGUUCUGUCUUUCUGCUUAGUUUGGGUGAAUGGAUACUUUCAAACAUUGUUUUUACUCAGAAAAUUUUGUUUCUUCUCCGCUGAGGCUGAUUAGCUUGGAGACUGUUACAAGUGCAAAAUAGACAUUGCUGCUGAAUCUUCAGAGAAUUUGCAUGUUUCAUUCAGUAUCCACAUGUUUAUAAAUAAAUACAGUGAUUUAGGCCUUCUGUUACAUGCCAAGACUCAAAAAAGGAAUUCUUAUACCAAAAAAAAAACAAAAACUAAACACCCUCACAAACAUAGUAACCUAUUCUUGCCAUAAAAUCUUGAGAAUUUUUACAAUUCAGAUGCAUAUCAUAUUUAAUUCUUAAGUAUAUUUAACCUGAGAAUGCCCAGAGUAAUUUAGCUAGGCAUGAAUGACUAAACAUGCUCAGGUUGUUGCAGGUAUUGUUGGCUCCUGUUGGUUAUGAAAUAUGGGAAAUUCUUCAUACUGUCUGUUACUGUAAAUGGUCUUGUAAAAGUACGUGUUCUGUCCUUACGGUACUUGGAACAGUACCAGAACUCUUUAUGACUGAAAUUAUGGGAAGUUCUGUGCUGGAAGGUAUGUACAGAGAUUUUGUUUGAACAGUUAGGUAUUUUGAGAAAUGGAGACAAUUUUUAAAGGUAUAUUGGUCUGCAGAUUUUUAUGAAGAGUAGUUUUUAUUUUUUGGGUGUUUACAAAUUCUUUUUUGCCCCUCUCAAAAGUCCCCGUAACAAGAAUUAUCAUUCUUCUUUGGAUGCUUUCAUAACAUUAGCUAUUUGCUUGUGUGUACUCUGGGUCAGACUGGGGAAAUGUGUGUUUGGGGAGAGUAUAGUGGAAAAGUGCAAGAAUUUGAUUGAUUGGUAAGUUUGCAUAAGAGAGUUAUUUCCUCAGUUACGAUAGACUUCGGUAUUUUAGGCAUGUGCACUACCAUUUGAGCAGUUUUACACUUCACUGUGCUUUUCUUGUAAAUACCUGUGGUUAAUAGUGUAGUGUUUGAGGGACUGAAAAAAACAGGCUUUUUAUUUCCUAUGUAUCUGGACCAUUAGAUUGCUGUACUAUACUUAAAAGUUGACUGCAGAUUUCUAGAAUUGUACUCACUUGUGGGCAGUUUUUGUCCUCAUAAUAGCUAAAUUCCAUCAUGCAGAAAAUAGUUGGACUGUCUAUAUAAACCUGUGUACAAACCAGUAUCUCAAAGCACUUCAUUUGUACUACCACUGUAUUUGUGUAAUUUAACAGUUGUGUAAAUACAUUCAUAAUAACUUCUGUUCUUCUUGGUGUAACUUACUGACUUGCAAUGAAUCUUCACCAUUUACCUGAUGCAACUCUUUUCUUUUUUCUCCUUUCUUCCUUUUUUUCUUCUCUUUUCUCAUUUCUCUCUUCUUUUUUCUUUUUUUCAAGGGAUUUCUGUACUUGCAAAGAAUAUUGUCAGUUGCAAACAUUUGAAGAUACUGUCUUGGUAGCAAAACUUUCAGUGAAAGAGUUUGGUAGUUAUGAUCCUGGGGUGUACAGGAAGAAAGAGAAAGCAUUAAUUACUUUGCUCACAGAAAGCAUACCUUUUUGCCAAUUUAAAGGUAAAUGUUUUUGUUUGGAUACUUCUUUUUUUUCCAGAAGUUUUUAAUUUUGUACAAAAGCUUUUGCGUAUCAAGUAAUGCAGGGUAUUGAUAAGAAAGUCUAGUAGGGGAAUUGAGAUUAGAUCAGUUAUGGUAGCUAAGAUAAAGGCAAGAAAAAUAGUGAGCUGUACUCACAGUGGUGCCCUGUAUAAUAAAAUUCCAGAUUUUGCUAUGUGAUUCUCAAAAGUCUAUUAUAACGUGAGGGUAGGCGCACCUUCAGGAACCCUCUGUAUUUUCUUAUUUACAGACCUUUAGAAGUUGGAAGGAUAUUUUAAUUUCUUCUCAUGGUUUUCACUUAAAAUUGUGUAUAUGCUUUUAUAUGGAAAAUACCACCUGUGCCGCUGUUUUACAUAAUCUUGAGUGGUUACAGAGUCCUUGAGUUUUUGUGGUACAAGUACUUUAAAAAAAAAAAAGAAAAUAAAUCCUCUGCUUUAAGAGAGCUAUUAAGAGAAAACAUUUGAGUCCAUGUAUUCCAUGUUAGCUUCAUGAAAAUAUUCAAAGUACUCUUUGGAGGAAGGCAUGUUGAUGAAGUCAUAGUUUCCAGUAGGAAAAAUGUUAUGAGCAUAACUACUUAUCUUUGUUUCCUCAUGUCCCAGACCCUUGAGUAUAGCAUUGGCUAGAGGAGCAUACAUGUUGAUUUCAAAAAUAUUUAGUUUCUCUUUUAAAAUAAUUAAGUAAAAAGGUGUUGAUUUUGUUCUUUGACUUUUGCUUUACAAGAGGUGCACUUUGUGUACAAAAUACCAAAUUAAAACAAACAAUGCUACUGUUUUUUUAAUUGUGCUGGGCCAUCUGUUCAGAAAUCAAAAUUUAAGCUUUGAGAUUGUGAGCAAGUGUAAUCCAUCAUGAACUUAAUCCUACAGCAGCUUCUAAAAUUCACUGGAUGAGUUAGGUCAAUAAUAAAAAGGUUUUACUGUGAAAGAA